CGCGCGAGACCGAGCGCCAUAUUGUUUGAAGGUGUUCGCGCACGUCCUCCGUCGUACGCUCCGUCGAAGUGCGGUCUCGUGUCCCGGCGUGGUCUUCGUCGCUUCGAGGAAGUAUAUAACGAUAGCGACAAACAUUUCGCGCAAAGGCAACAUGAAGAAGACCAAGGACGUGUCGGACGAGGACGAGUAUUCGGCGGACGACCCGGAGGAGGUCGAGGGCGCCUCCGAGGAGGAGUGGACCCCCGAGCCCGGAGCCGAGGGCGGUACUAAAAUAAGACCACAGAGGGAAACAGCGAAAAAACGACAGCAUUCUGAAGAGGAAGAAGAAGAAGAGGAAGAAGAGGGUGAAUCAGAUGACGAUAUAGAAGAUGAGGACUCAGAUUCUGAUACAGGGAAGAAGCCAAAAAGGAAAAGGCGUUCUAAGAAAGAAGAUGAUGAAAAGGAUGAUGAAGACGACGAUGAUUCCGAUAACAGUUUCAAUGAAUCAUCGGGGGAAGCUCCAAAGGAUUACACAUCUGGCGCAUUUGUUGUGGCGAAAACUGAUGUCGAUGGAGUCAAUGAUCCACCUACACUAUGGAGGAUAGAUGGAAAAGCACUGUUACAAAAGUUCUUACCAUUCAAAGAAGAUGGCAAGACACUGUACAAAAGUACAUCGACAUAUUCUGGAUGGUCAGUUAAUAACAAAGACAAUUACUUAGUAGCCCACGUGACCUUCAAAGUGCAAACUAGAGCAGAGACAAUUGUUGAACUUCAUCUUUUUCAACAACAAGAAGUUGUAAAGGACGAAAAAGAAGACUAAAAAUUAGAUCGAGUUUGCUCUUAAUUUGUUUAUAUACGUUUUAAGAUACGCUAAGAGAAAAAAAAAUACAUCCACAUCUACAUGUACACAUGGGACACUACUCACAGAACAUAUUUACGAUUCACACGUACACACUGAUCCAGUUAAUGACAUGGUACUGUAGCGCAGGUUCAUACUUAAGAGAAUAAGAUUGGGUGGACCAUGGCUCUGAGUUUAUUACUGGGAGUAGCUUUAGCUAUAAUUGAUAUCUCCGACAGAUGUAUGUGUGAGCUUCAAUUACCAAUAGAGCUACUCACAAGCCUGCGUCGUACUACCGAUACGAUUUUGAGUGAAUACAAUACCCGAUAAUUUAUCUCAAAUAUUUUAUGUUAUCGACGGGAAAAAAUUAAUGUUACCUAGUAUAAUGGAUGCAUGUUGGUGUUCAUUUUUUUUUCUCUCUCCUUUUUAUGACGCCACCGUUAGUCUACUCUACGUAAUUUAAACUCUAGUUUAGAGUUGCAACAUUGGCCUUGUGACCUAUGUGGCCAAUUCGAGCACGCCCUUAGACAGAGAUAAGAACCGGAACCGCCGCUCCAAAUCUUACACUGUAGCGAAAACUAAAAAAAGUAGUAUUCGAUACGAACAAAAGUAUAAGGAUAAUUAAAUCUUAAAACGUUAA
This is a messenger RNA of Dinoponera quadriceps, 1457 nucleotides long. Its product is annotated as nucleolin-like. The record is from RefSeq and is a predicted model, not a curated record. The transcript has 5 exons. NCBI's taxonomy places the organism in Eukaryota, Metazoa, Arthropoda, Insecta, Hymenoptera, Formicidae. Bases 152 to 799 code for a protein of 215 amino acids.